AUGGAUCCAGUCGCCGUCAGGGCCUUGCUUGUUGCAAGCUUGGACCCCGAUGCCGACAACAGGCGUCGCGCUGAGCUCCAGCUGAAGCAGAUUGAGGACCAGACGGGCUUCCUCGACUGCCUCUUCGGCAUCCUCGAGUCGGAGCAGGAGGCGAGCAUCCGUCUUUCAACCGUCAUCUAUAUCAAGAACCGGGUCAACCGAGCCUGGUACGCUCCCGACCACAAACUCCCCGACAAUGUGGUUCCGAUAAACGAAGAAGAAAAGUCCCGCGUGCGCGAUCGCGUCGUGCCCCUCCUGGCCUCGUCCGAGCCCCUCGUCCGCCAGCAGCUCAUCCCCGUCCUGCAACGAAUCCUACAGUUCGACUUCCCCAGCCGGUGGCCUCGCUUCAUGGACUUCACCAUGGAGCUCCUCAACACGAACACCCCCAGCUCCGUCCUCGCCGGUGUGCAGUGCCUGCUGGCCAUCUGCCGCGCAUUCCGCUACAAGUCGGUCCAGAGCCAGGACAGGCAGCACUUCGGCAAGAUCAUCGAGGCCAGCUUCCCCCGGCUGCUGGCCAUCUGCAACGAGCUGGUGACCCAGGAGAGCGACGAGGCGGGCCAGAUGCUGCACCUUGCCCUUAAGACCUACAAGCAUGCCACAUACCUGGAACUGACCCCCCAUCUCCGCCAGGAGCAGGUCAACAUCGGCUGGUGUACCGUCCUGCUCCAAACAGUCUCCAAAACGCCCCCAGCCAGCGCCAUGACAGGUGAUAGUGUCGACCGCGAGAGGAACCACUGGUGGAAGGCCAAGAAGUGGGCAUACUACAACCUGAACCGUCUCUUCAUAAGGCAAGGAAACCCAACAACGCCGGGAGACGGCGACGUCGGCGCCCGAUUCGCGAAGAACUUUGUUGCCAACAUCGCACCCGAGAUCCUGAAGCACUACCUGCAGGAGAUUGAGAAGUGGGUUUCCAAGACGUCAUGGCUGAGCCGACCCUGCCUUACAUAUACUCUGGUCUUCCUGGAUGAGUCAGUCCGACCAAAGGAGAUGUGGACGCACCUGAAACCCCAUCUCACCAACCUCGUCACCCACUUCGUCUUCCCCAUUCUGUGUCUUACCGAUGAAGACCUCGAGCAGUUCGACGAUGAGCCCGAGGAGUACCUCCACCGCAAGCUCAACUACUUCGAAGACGGUUCCUCUCCCGAUAUCGCUGGCGUCAACUUCCUGGUCAACCUGACAAAGCACCGGCGCUUUGAGACCUUCUCGAUCCUCAAGUUCGUCAAUGACAUUGUCAACGAGUAUGAGCAGAACCCAGAUGACAAGAAGAACCACGUGGCCAAGGAGGGCGCCCUGAGGAUGAUCGGUACGCUCGCUCCCGUCAUCCUCGGGAAGAAGAGCCCCAUCGCGGGCCAGGUGGAAUACUUUAUUGUCCGCUACGUCAUCCCCGAGUUCAAGAGCAGCCAAGGAUAUCUCCGAGCCCGAGCUUGCGAUACGGUCGAGAAGUUCGAGCAGCUUGAUUUCCAGGACCAGAACAACCUGAUGACCAUCUACCGCCACAUCCUGGACUGCAUGGCAGACGAGUCCCUGCCCGUACGGAUCACGGCCGCCCUCGCCCUCCAGCCGCUGAUCCGCCACGACGCGGUCCGCAACACCAUGCAGACGAGCAUCCCCACCAUCAUGCAGCAGCUCCUCAAGCUGGCCAACGAAGCCGACGUCGACGCCCUCGCCAACGUGAUGGAGGAUUUCGUCGAGGUCUUCUCGACCGAGCUGACGCCCUACGCUGUUGCUCUCUCUGAACAGCUCCGCGACACGUACCUGCGCAUCGUCAACGAGGUUCUCGAGAAGGAGAAGGGCAAUGACGACGGCGAGGCAUUCAGCGAGUACGAUGACAAGAGCAUCACCGCCCUUGGUGUGUUGCAGACCAUUGGUACUCUGAUUCUGACCUUGGAGAGCACUCCGGACGUGCUGCUCCACAUUGAGCAGGUUCUCAUGCCCGUCAUCAAGAUUACCUUGGAAAACAAGCUAUACGAUCUGUACAACGAGGUGUUUGAGAUCAUCGACAGCUGCACAUUUGCGGCCAAGAGAAUCUCGCCCAACAUGUGGCAGGCCUUCGAGUUGAUUCACAGCACCUUUAAGGCAGGUGCUGAGUACUACCUCGAAGACAUGCUCCCGGCCCUCGACAACAUCGUCCAGUACGGUGCGCCCCAGCUGGUGCAGAAGCCCGAAUAUGUCCAGGCCCUGUAUUCCAUGAUCACCGACAUGUUCACCACCCAAGCCCAGGGUCUGGAGAGAGUCAGCGCCUGCAAGCUUGCCGAAGCCAUGAUGCUCUGCCUCCGGGGCCACAUUGACAACUGCAUCGAGGGCUUCAUCGUUGUGGCCAUGAGCAUUCUGGCCGCAGAGGACGAGGUCAAGGUGCUGAGCAUCCGGAUCCACCUCAUGGAGAUGGUGAUCAACGCCAUCAACUACAACCCCCUCCUGGCGCUGCAGAUUCUAGAGAACAAGGGCUGGACCAACCGCUUCUUCACCCUGUGGUUCGGGAACAUGUCCUACUUCACCCGAGUCCACGACAAGAAGCUCUCCAUCAUCGCCAUCACCGCCCUGCUGAACCUCAACCACGACCAGGUGCCGGCUAGCAUCUCUGUGGGGUGGCCAAAGCUGCUGGAGGGCAUUACAGAGCUAUUCAGAUCCCUACCCGGUGCUAUGAAGAAGCGCGACGAGGCCCUCCAGGACGACUUCCACUUGGACUCAUACGACUAUGCUGAUGAUGAGGAGUGGCCCGAGGACGGCUCUAACUGGGUCGGAGAAGAGCCUGCCGAGCAGGAGACGUCUGCCGAUGUCACAGAUGAGGGUGCUGCUUACCUGAAGCUGCUGCACGACGAGGCACAGAAGUUUAGCAGCGUUAUGCCAUCGGAUGAUAUGGACCUGGGCGAGGACAACUUCCUCGACUCCCCAUUGGACAAAGUCGAGCCAUACGGUCUGCUGAAGGCCACCAUGAUGAGAAUGCAACAAGAGCAGCCAGAAUUCUACAGCUCGCUGACGAGCUCCCUCUCCGCCGAGAACCAGAGCGUCAUCCAGAGCGUCAUGGUGCGAGCAGACGAGAUCGCGAUGGAGCAGCUGCAGCUGGAACAGCAGGCGCAGGCCAAGCUCCUCGCUGAGCAGCAGGGGGGCAACCCGGCCGCCAGCUAA
Messenger RNA from Clonostachys rhizophaga, 3165 nucleotides. The record is from the annotation of a GenBank genome assembly. NCBI's taxonomy places the organism in Eukaryota, Fungi, Ascomycota, Sordariomycetes, Hypocreales, Bionectriaceae.